This is a messenger RNA of Schistosoma rodhaini, 1455 nucleotides long. Lineage: Eukaryota; Metazoa; Platyhelminthes; Trematoda; Strigeidida; Schistosomatidae. The record is from the annotation of a GenBank genome assembly.
AUGAUUCAUUCUAUCUUCAUUUUGGUGUUUGUUGUACAGAGCGUAAUUCGUUCAACGGAAUCAAACAAAAUUAAUUUAUUUACUAAGGAAAAUAAAGAUGACAAUUCAACAAUAGCUGAAUGUGAUACAUGUUUGGCAGGGAUGAAUUUAGUUCACUACAUUCUUUCAGAAGAUUAUUGGGUAAAGAUUUAUAUGAUUGCAGCAGAACAAAUAUGUCAGUCUAUUGCAGCAGAAAGUCUAAAAAACACUUGCCUAGCAUAUGUGAAUAAUUACCUUAAUAAAACUUUGGUUGUACUGGCUAAAGCAGUGAAUCCUGAUUACAUUUGCAAGGCAUUACAAGCUUGUGCAAAUGAUACAAGAUCUUCGUCCACUCGAAACACGGGAGAUAGUAUACUGUGUGAAGGAUGCAUAUCUGUUUAUUAUAAAAUACAAAGUAUUUUUACUGACCACAUAGUAAUAAAAGAAAUGAAAUCUUCAAUGAAAAUGAUAUGUUUACUUUAUGCCGCAGAUGAAUCACAAUGUGAUAGAGUACUUCAAAAAUAUAUGGAUCAAACAAUUACAUAUUUUGAACAUCAUAGAGCAGAUGAAACAUGUUAUGCACUUUGCACUUUCCUAAAACUUUUCAAACUUAUCUUCUACUAAAUGGAUAUUACAUGUAAGUUUUAAGAAAAUGCAAAACAUUUCUUAUAUUUGUUAUUUUCUUCUUCUUAAGCAUCAUGAUAUUAAAAUUACUCCCAGUAAUGAAAUAAACAAGUAGGUGCCUUUAAGUACAACAGCACAUUUUCGUUCUAGAAUGAAAUGUAGUUCACACAUGAUUGUAUAGUAUAUCAGUAUUAUACUUAAAGCAUUUAAUAUCUAUAAGAUAAUGUUUUUAAACGAUCGUUUCUUCAAAGACAAAUGUUUUACAAGAUGGAAAUACACUAAAUGAAACUGCAAUUUUAUCAAUGAAAGUCAGAGUAGUUAUUUGUUUAAAAAUAAUUUCAGUUGCAUAAAAUAAUAAAACGUAUUAUCUUCCAAUUCUCAUUAUGAUAUAUUGCCAUUAUUUACAUUCAGCUAUUAAGUCAAUGGACAAGGAUUCCAUCCCUCUUCUCUUUAAACAUAUCCAAAUAAUUAUUACAGAGGAGGAAUAUAUUUAAGUUUCUUAAUUAUUUCGUAAAUGUAGUCUUUUAAUAAAACUAAAAUCUUGUCUUAGUUUUAUUAAAAGACUACAUAUCAUAGACUUAGUAUAAGUUAGUCUAGUCAUAUUGUAAGAUCUAUCUCCUGUCAAUAGGCUAAUACGAAUAAGGAAACUUACAUCAUUUCAUAUUCAUUUUAAAUCUUCUAACAACGCAUCAAUUACGUAAGAAAUUAUUGCUUAUUAAAUAUUCAACUAUUGGUUAGAACAAAUGGCAAUGAACUUUUUUAUUAUCCUGUUGCAUUUUUUUAUUUCAGGUGAUUGAAAAUUAUAUAACUAAU